Cryptococcus amylolentus CBS 6039 is the source of this 1719-nucleotide messenger RNA. RefSeq lists its product as hypothetical. The record is from RefSeq and is a predicted model, not a curated record. Bases 1 to 1719 code for a protein of 572 amino acids. Gene Ontology annotation, molecular function: pyridoxal phosphate binding; transaminase activity. The transcript is spliced from 8 exons. Gene Ontology annotation, biological process: biosynthetic process. Lineage: Eukaryota; Fungi; Basidiomycota; Tremellomycetes; Tremellales; Cryptococcaceae.
AUGGACUCCUCUUUCGCCAUACCCGCACAGGACAAUGCGCACACCACGAGCGGGCUGCCAGACGCCCAGGACAUGACUCGCCACUUGAACAGGCUGGCCAAGCACCGAGAGGCAAACGCUCUCAAAGAGCUUUACAAGUAUAUGGCUGUCCCAGGAAUGAUUACAAUGGCCGGAGGUAUACCUCACCCCGAAGUCUUCCCUUUUGAGACCAUCUCAGCAACCAUCUAUCAGUACAAUGCGUUCCCCCUCAACCCACCUCGUACUCCGGAAAAGGAGGAGAAGAAGUCGUUGCUUUCUUGGCUGUUCCCUUCCAAGGCCGCAUCCCCGACCUUGUCCUUCACUAUCCCAAAGUAUGCCUCUGGUGCUACUAAUCCUCUCACAAUCGAGCUUUCGACUUCUCUCCAAUAUCAAUCUGCUGCAGGCCCACCUGCUCUACCUCUGUUUUUGCGAGAGUAUGUCUCAAAAGUAUACAAACCCGCGUACGCCGAUUGGGACGUCUUGAUCAAUGUUGGUGCAACCGACGGAUGGGGCAAAAUUUGUGCCAUGCUUCUCGAAGUCGGAGACGCUGUCCUCGUCGAAGAGUGGACGUAUCCCGGCGCCGAGAAUACUUUUGUCCCUUACGAGGUGGAAAGAGUUCCCGUCAAGAUGGACGGUGAAGGGCUUCUGCCUGGGCAUUUGGAGGACGUUUUGGGCAACUGGGACGAGGAAACGCGUGGAAAGAGGCGGCCUCAUGUCCUCUACACCAUUCCCACUGGACAGAACCCCACUGGUGCUACCAUGCAGGCCGAAAGGAAGCAGGAGAUCUACAAGAUUUGCCAGAAAUACGAUGUCGUCAUUUGUGAGGACGAGCCGUACUACUGUUUGUACACUGGUGAAUGGACACCCAAGGACACCAAGCACGAGCGAUCCAUUGUCGCUCAUCGCCGGAUUGAGGCUGAGAUGAAGGAGGGCAGCGAGGGUAACCAAGCAUUCAUCGACGCCUUACCACCAAGCUUCUUGGCGUUUGACACCGACGGACGUGUCAUCCGUAUGGAUACAUUCUCCAAGACUUCUGCGCCCGGAUCUCGGUUGGGCUGGAUCACUUCCUCGCCUUUGUUUAUUGAACGCCUCACCCGAGCUACCGAAGCCAGCACCCAAGCUCCCAGUGGAUUUGCCACUGCGUUGACUACUUCUAUGAUUCAGCAAUGGGGCUUCGAGGGUUACAUCCGCUGGUUGAGAGGUAUCAAGGCCUUGUACAACAUGCGUAAGACCUGGCUGUGUGACAUCUUCCAGGAAGUAUUCCAUCUCGAGUUCAACGAAAGCAGCUCCCUGUUCCCUGAGCGCUCGAGAACUGUGACCUGCUACUCCAAGCGAACCCAGAACGCCUGGGAUGAAAAGACGGGAAAGCGAGGCCGUGCCCUCAAUUUCGCUGAUACCUCCAUAGCUGGAAUGUUCAUCUUCCUGGGUGUCCACUUCAAGGAGCAUCCCGACUACCAUGCACUUUCGCAGCAAGGCGAGGAUGCUACCCUGACGCUCACUAAAAAGCUUUGGGAGUUGCUUGCCGACAACUUGGUCUUGUUUGCUCCUGGCUGGGGCUUCGAUGCCGGUGGUGAGCAUGCCAUCGGCGGGAAAGGAUUUGGUUAUUAUCGCCUUGCCUUCUCUGUCGCUACGCACAAGGAGUUCCAUGACGGAAUCACCCGCUUCUCAGAGGUCUUGCACCAAUUCUUCCGUAUCAAGUAG